Molecule: messenger RNA, 1446 nt
Organism: Malaya genurostris
Lineage: Eukaryota; Metazoa; Arthropoda; Insecta; Diptera; Culicidae
Product: trichohyalin-like
Exons: 4
Source: RefSeq, a predicted model, not a curated record
AUGGUCCGCUUGUCGGUUGCGGGGGUUUCGAUGGAUAGUUGUUACACAGCUGCAACGGCAUCGUCAUCGUCAUCGUCGUCGUCGUCGUCGUCAACGUGGACGACCUUUGCCGAAAUGCAGCCACUCCACGGAUGUGCGGAAAAAGACAGAAAAAAGACUGAAGAAAAACAGGAGAAAGACAAAAGAAAGACAGAAGAAAGACAGAAGAAAGACAGAAGAAAGACAGAAGAAAAACAGAAGAAGAACAGGAGAAAGACAGAAGAAAGACAGAAGAAAAAAGACAGAAAAAAGACAGAAGAAAGAGAGAAGAAAGACAAAAGAAAGACAGAAGAAAGACAGAAGAAAGACAGAAGAAAGACAGAAGAAAGACAGAAGAAAGACAUAAGAAAGACAGAAGAAAAACAGAAGAAAAACAGAAGAAAGACAGAAGAAAGACAGAAGAAAAACAGAAGAAUGACAGAAGAAAGACAGAAGAAAGACAGAAGAAAGACAGAAGAAAGACAGAAGAAAGACAGAAGAAAGACAGAAGAAAGACAGAAGAAAGCAGAAGACAGACAGAAGAAAUACAGAAGAAAGGCAGAAAAAAUACAGAAAAAAGACAGAAGAGAGACAGAAGAAAUACAGAAGAAAGACAGAAGAAAGACAGAAGAAAGACAGAAGAAAGACAAAAGAAAGACAGAAGAAAGACAGAAGAAAGACAGAAGAAAGACAGAAGAAAGACAGAAGAAAGACAGAAGAAAGACAGAAGAAAGACAGAAGAAAGACAGAAGAAAGACAGAAGAAAGACAGAAGAAAGACAGAAGAAAGACAGAAGAAAGACAGAAGAAAGACAGAAGAAAGACAAAAGAAAGACAGAAGAAAGACAGAAGAAAGACAGAAGUAAGACAGAAGAAUGACAGAAGAAAAACAGAAGAAGACAGAAGAAAGGCAGAAAAAAGACAGAAGAAAGGCAGAAAAAAUACAGAAAAAAGACAGAAGAAAGACAGAAGAAAGACAGAAGAAAGACAGAAGAAAGACAGAAGAAAGACAGAAGAAAGACAGAAGAAAGACAGAAGAAAGACAGAAGAAAGACAGAAGAAAGACAGAAGAAAGACAGAAGAAAGACAGAAGAAAGACAGAAGAAAGACAGAAGAAAAACAGAAGAAAGACAGAAGAAAGACAGAAGAAAGACAGAAGAAAGACAGAAGAAAGACAGAAGAAAGACAGAAGAAAGACAGAAGAAAGACAGAAGAAAGACAGAAGAAAGACAGAAGAAAGACAGAAGAAAGACAGAAGAAAGACAGAAAAAAGACAGAAGAAAGACAGAAGGAAGACAGAAGAAAGACAGAAGAAAGACAGAAGAAAGACAGAAGAAAAACAGAAGAAAGACAGAAGAAAGACAGAGACAGAAGACAGAAGACAGAAGACAGAAGACAGAAGACAGAAGACAGAAGACAGAAGACAGAA